UCCCAAAUCGCAGCCAUGGUGGUUGCUGUGUCUGGAGCGACGCUGUCGGCCACGGACCAGUGCCUGUUGCUGCUGGGCCGUCCGGGCCGGUUCCAGUGGUUGGUGCUGUUCCUGCUGGCCGUGCUGCAGAGCCAGUGCGCGCUGAACCUGCUGAGCGCGGCGCAGUUGGCGAGACCCGUCAGGCACCGCUGCCGAGCCAGGCCCAAUGCCACCAUCGGAGGCAGCGACCUCUGGCCCGUGGUGCUCGAGGGAGCCGAGAGGAGGUACCACCCGUGCCUGCUGUACCGGGACCCCACCAACCAACGGGCUGGCACACAACCUUGCACCGAUGGCUACGAGUACCUGGCCGUCGACAAGGCGGAGAGCGUCGUCAGCGAGUGGGACCUGGUGUGCGAUCGUUCUUGGCUGGCCGACCUGGUCAGGCUCUACCUGAGGCCGGCGUCUUCCGCGCUGGGAGCUCUGAUCUUCUGCGCGUGCGCCGACCGCGCCGCCUCGGGUCGCAGGACCACGCUGUUCGUGGCGCAGGCGCUGCAGGUGUCGUCGGCCGUGGCCCUGCUCUUCGUUCCGUGCUUCCUCGCCUUCGCGCUCGUCUACGCUCUCCAGGCUGCUUGCUCCACGGUGAGUGAUCCGACAGCCUGA
Dermacentor albipictus is the source of this 639-nucleotide messenger RNA. Its product is annotated as organic anion transporter 3-like. The record is from RefSeq and is a predicted model, not a curated record. NCBI's taxonomy places the organism in Eukaryota, Metazoa, Arthropoda, Arachnida, Ixodida, Ixodidae.